AUGACAAGUUUAAUGACAAUUAUGCAGGACUACUUUGAUUACCGAAAUUUUCGUUAUCUACGUCUUGAUGGAACUACUCGUUCAGAAGAUCGUGGAGAAUUACUAGUGAAAUUUAAUGAUACUUCCGAGGAUAUAUUUAUUUUCUUACUUUCAACUCGUGCUGGCGGCCUAGGUCUUAAUCUCCAAGCUGCGGAUACAGUGAUUAUAUUCGAUUCAGAUUGGAAUCCUCAUCAAGAUUUACAAGCACAGGAUCGUGCUCAUCGUAUUGGUCAACAAAACGAGGUUCGAGUUCUGCGUUUAAUCUCAAUAAAUUCAGUUGAAGAAAAAAUCUUAGCAGCAGCGCGUUUCAAAUUGGACGUGGAUCAAAAAGUUAUCCAGGCCGGUAUGUUUGAUCAAAAGUCUACUGGUACCGAACGACGUCAGUUUUUACAAGCGUUACUUGAACAAGAUGAAGAAGCCGAUGAAGAAGAAGAUGAAGCACCUGAUGAUGAAACUAUUAAUCAGAUGUUAGCCCGAAACGAAGAAGAAUUCGAAAUCUACCAAAGGUUAGAUGCCGAACGCCAAUUUGCUGAAAGUCAACAGGCCAAACGGGAACCACGUCUAAUGGAGUUUUCAGAAUUGCCAAAGUGGAUUGUACGAGAUGACAUCGAGCUUGAACGAAGUCUUUCAUUAGAGGAUAAUGUUUUUGGAAUGAAACGUCAGCGUAAAGAAGUGGAUUAUUCAGAUGCACUCACUGAGCGUCAGUUUCUUAAAGCAAUCGAUGAGGGUAGCUUAGAAGAAGCUGAAGAACGUCAGCGUCAAAAACGAGCAGCACGAAAAAAACGCAAGCGAUUAGAUGAUUCUAGUUUUAUGGAUGAUGGGAGCUCAGAAACUGGAAGCGUUAUUAUGGCUGCACCACAAGCUGCUAAACGUCGCCGUGGACGUCCACCUCAUGGUUCUUCUACUGGGAGUACAUCCAGAUCAUCUAAUCAAUCAGUUUCACCAAAGUUAGCUAAAAAACUACAACGUUUAUUAGAUAUUGUGAUAGAAUACAAAGACAAAGAUCAAAGAAUUCUUAGUGAACCGUUUAUGAAAUUGCCUACAAGAAAAGAAUUGCCAGACUAUUAUGAGUGA
This is a messenger RNA of Schistosoma mattheei, 1113 nucleotides long. The record is from the annotation of a GenBank genome assembly. Lineage: Eukaryota; Metazoa; Platyhelminthes; Trematoda; Strigeidida; Schistosomatidae.